AUGCCGUUCUGUGCCCAGGCGCUGCCGUACGACUAUGGCGCGCUCUCGUCCAAAGGCAUCUCCAAGGAUCAGGUCACGUGCCACUACGAGAAGCACCACAAGGGGUACGUGGCGAAGCUGAACGCUGCCGCGGAGUCGAACUCGGAGGUCUCGUCAAAGUCGCUGGAAGAGGUGAUCCGGACAAUGAGUGGCCCCAUGUUCAACGCUGCCGCUCAGAUCUUCAACCACGACUUCUACUGGAAGAGCAUGUCUCCCUCCGGCGGUGGCGAGCCGUCUUGCAAGGUUGCGAGUGCCAUCAGCGAGAGUUUCGGCAGCUUUGCGCGUUUCAAGGAGGAAUUCACGAAUGCGGCGGUCGGUCAUUUUGGCUCCGGCUGGGUGUGGCUCGUGAAGGACAAGUCCAGCUGUAAGCUGAAGGUGUACCAGACGCACGAUGCCGGCUGCCCGCUCACGGACCCCAACCUCGUGCCGCUCUUGGCGUGCGAUGUGUGGGAGCACGCAUACUAUAUCGACUACAAGAACGAUCGCGCAGCCUACGUGAAGGCGUGGUGGAAUGCGGUGAACUGGCCGCAUGCCAACCGGUGCUACAGGGCUGCUGGCGGCCCCCGCUACACAAACAGUGACCUGUAA
Leishmania braziliensis MHOM/BR/75/M2904 is the source of this 627-nucleotide messenger RNA. RefSeq names its product putative iron superoxide dismutase (gene SODB2). The coding region runs from base 1 to 627 and encodes 208 amino acids. NCBI's taxonomy places the organism in Eukaryota, Euglenozoa, Kinetoplastea, Trypanosomatida, Trypanosomatidae. Gene Ontology annotation, molecular function: superoxide dismutase activity; metal ion binding. Gene Ontology annotation, biological process: superoxide metabolic process. The transcript has a single exon. The record is from RefSeq and is a predicted model, not a curated record.